This is a messenger RNA of Colletotrichum siamense, 648 nucleotides long. RefSeq lists its product as uncharacterized. The transcript has a single exon. Lineage: Eukaryota; Fungi; Ascomycota; Sordariomycetes; Glomerellales; Glomerellaceae. The record is from RefSeq and is a predicted model, not a curated record. The coding region runs from base 1 to 648 and encodes 215 amino acids.
AUGGCUGCGGCGACCUCUUCUACUGUCUACCAAUUCGAGCACAACAACACAUGGUUCGAAAAUCUCGUUGUUAGUUCUGUCAGCGACAUUCUGGCCACAAGUUUAGACGUGCCAGAGUCGUGGCUGAUUGAACCUGCCACAGGCAAAGGCCAAGCUCUCGUCACUAUUACCGGCGUUCUUGGUACCAUCGGCAUCACCGAACCCGCCCUGGAUAUUUUCGUUUUCAGGGCCGGAAACCUCAGUAUCAGCCCCUUGGAUGUCGUGUCUGGUUCAUUGAGACUCUUUUCAUUGGAUCUCUCGAGGAAAGACCCCGAAGUUGAACUCAUCACGUCGAUGCCGGAUGCAGUCUUAAUCAACGGCAUAACAUCUUGGAGCGCAAAAGAGGUUUUGGUUACCGACACAAUUCUUGGAGCGAUAUACAAAGUCAACACGGUCACCGGGCCGUAUGAGACAUCGCUCUCGGGACCUGAUUUUGCCGGUGCGAACGGAGUCAGUGUGCAAGAUGGAUAUCUUUACUACACCAGCUCAAGCAACCAGACGCUGUCUCGCGUGCUGGUCAACAGCUAUACCAUUCCAGGCCCGAUGAAGGUCAUCUACAGCGGAACACCCGUGGACGAUUUCGUUCUAGCACCGGAUGGAACCGCCUGA